AUGAGUCAAAGAAUAAAGACAGCACUAAUAAAUUUCUUGUUAGAAGUAGUACCUUCUGUACUAGAUUGUUCAAGACAGCAAUUAACAUCUUUACUUACAAGUCAUGGUGAUGAUUCUCUGAAGAGGUUUUUACGUGAUACUGAUAUUCACUGUUUGAUAGUAGGCAAGGAGCCUGUAGAAGGAAAUCCAGCUCAGGGUGUAGAACUAAGUGAUAACCAGGAAGAAGUAUCUAGAUCACUCUCAUCUGAUGGGAGUGGAUUGGAAUAUGGAAAUACCUGGUCACAAUAUGAACUAUUUAUAGAAACUAGUAUGACAGCAAGAUGUUUAAAGGCAUCUUUAAUGGUCUUUGUUAAGAAUCUCGGGUUUGCAGUGUCUGAAGAUGGAAUAAUAACUACAAGCGCAGAUCGAGAUCAUGGUAAUUUAAGUGAAUCACUGAAAAGAGAUGAUGAUAGAAAACAUACUCCAAUAAAAAGUACUAGAACAAUAGCUUCAAGCCUUCAGUGUAUCCAGUUGGGAUUUGUGGACUCAAAGUUUACCCCAUAUGAAGUUUUAAAUCAGUAUCUGCAAUAUGCAUUUACUCCCUUAUUGGGAGUCUUAGGUAAUGUAAAAAACUCUUCUUCAUUAAAUGAUUCCACAGAAGGUAUUGAUGGAGUUGAUUCUAACUUAACUAAUAUAUCUGGCUCUUCAGGGGCAUAUCUAGGUUUGGAUAAUAUUCAGAGAAAAGUUAACGAAUUAUGCAUAGCUUUACAACAGGGUCAGGAUGAUAGCAUGGUUCCGAUGGUUCGUUUAGUUUUAGAUUCUAGAGUUUAUGAAUAUGCAAAAGAGUAUAAGAAUUCCGGUCGUCAAAUAAAUAUGGAUGGGAUUGCAGAUGAUCAAACAUUUUUAUCUGGUUUACAGAUGUCUUUAACUCAGUGGAUUCGAGAUAUCCAAUCUCUUGCAAGGUUCCAACGUGAUAUUGGUUUAAGUGUAACAUCAGAAGUUAAGUUUUGGUCCUCCUAUGAGAGGAGCUUACAACAGAUAAUGCAGCAAAUUCAAAGCGUAGAGGUGGAAUGGAGUUUAGCUGUUCUAAGACAGACCAAAAAAUUUCUAGCAGCAAUAUCUUUGGAAGUUGAUACGGGUCUUAAACAAACUCUAGAAAGAGUUCAAAGUGUGAAUUCCCUAAUUCACGACUUACCUAUAAAUGACUUGCUUGUUGCAUCAACAGUAGAUGAGAUAAUAUCUGCAGUUCAUCUUUUUUUUCAGCAUAUAAGAAAGAUUAAAGCUGUAGCUGCUUAUCCAAUUUCCAGAGUAUUUCAGCUUGUUGAAGUAUAUUCUGCAGAUAUGACUAGGCAACUAUAUAAGGUACUUCAGAAUACUCCUAGUAAAGUGUCACUUAUGAACCUUGAAUAUCCACUUUUUGAACAUCUUGUAAAUGGAUGCAAUGAACUGGCCCAAACAUGGGAAGAUGAGUGGCGUCUACUAAAGGAAAUUAUUCGAGAUCUAAUUAAGAAGAGAGGUUUAUCUGAACGUGCACACCCUAAACUAGAUUUUAAUCAUAUACCCUUGAUUCAACGUUUAAAUGAUAUUGUUGCUUUUCGUAAACAGCAUCAGAAACUUAAAGAUACUCUUGUUGAGCUCUUAACAAGUCGAUCUGGAGAUACAAGGAAUGAAACAACAGCUUCUACUAGGGGAGGAAUGGAUAUGCUUCAGACAUUAGCUAAAAAAGAUUUAGAACAGGCUUAUGCUUGUGUAGCUAACAUAAAUAUACUGGAUCUCUCCUCUAUUGGACUUGAAACUUGGGAGGCUGGGAAACAAGCUUACAAUAAUAAAAUGGAUGCUUCUGAAACUCUACUAAUAAAGCAACUUCGAGAACAACUUAAUAAUGCAAGCAAUACUUUGGAUAUGUUUCAUAUUUUAGGGCGUUAUAAUGUUCUCUUUUUCAGACCAAGAAUUCGAAAUGCUGUAGAGGAGUACCAAAAUAUUCUACUAGAAAAGGUCGAAGCUGAUUUUAAACUUCUGCAAACUCGCUAUCAAAAUCCUUAUCAGUCAAAUGCAGCGUCUCAAUUCUCAUAUUUACGCGAUAUUCCUAAUGUUGGUGGCACUUUAAUAUGGUCACAUUUACUGCAGGACAGGAUUCAAAACAUUUAUCAAAAAUUGGAGAGCAUAUUUGGUUCUAACUGGGAAUUUGAGGCUCAGGGACAUAAAGUGAAAAGUGAUGGAGAUCAAAUUACCUCAAAGAUUCAUCCCAGCAAAAUUGUAGAUUACUGGCUACAGCGCAGAAAGGAUGACAAAGUUACCUAUGACUUGAACAAACCAGUUUUCGGUUUACAAAAGAAUUACAAUGCCACUAUUUCAAAUUCAAUUUUGGUUACUACUAUAGAUCCUAAUAUUCUAUCACUUUUUAAGGAUCUAAGAAUUAUUCAGUCCUAUUCCUAUAGAGUCCCUUAUAGUGUUAAAGUUUUGUCUGAUGAGCUAAAACUUCUAUAUCCCUAUAUUACUCGUUUAAACUCUUUGUGCAUGAAUUGGAUGAGAAUUUCAACUUUCUUGGAAAUGGAACCUGGAAAACGAAUUUCACCUUUGUUAACUCCUUAUAGAAACGAUGUUUAUAAUGUUAUUCAAGAUGGUUUAACUCUCAAGUGGUCCUCAGAUCAUUUGGAUGCUUUCAUUGGAAAAUUUAAUGAUUCUGUGGAUAUUCUAGAAGCUAGAUUUGAAACUGUUUUAGCUAUAGAUGAGGAACUCUCGACUCUUAUUGAUCAGAUACAAAAUAUUCCAAUUUACAAUGGAUUUGAUGAACUAGUUAAACAUAUGAACAAAAUUUAUAGUAUUAGUGAUAGUCUGCAAGAACUUUUAUUAGCAUAUCGAAUAGACUAUCUGUUUUACUGGGAUCAGGUAAUUCAAUCUUAUUUACUUCCAAAACUAAAGGGAUUUAUAACUCUCUGGAUACAACAGUUUGCAGGAUUGCAAAUAUCUGGGGGACCUACAGUAAGUUCAAACACUGGAGGAAACUUAUCUACUGGAAAUAAUUUGACUAUACCCACAUCCUCAAAUCUUCUUUUGGACCUUCCUCAAACGGUGAUUACUCUUCAAUUAGUAGAUCAAAAAAUCACUUUAAAUCCUUCAUUAGAUGAUUUAAAAUCUUACUGGCUCCAAAGAUUCCAUCAAGCUUUAGCUCAGCUUACUAGUUUGAGACGAAUUAUUGAUGUAGUAAGUAUUUCACCUAACUCCCCUUUUGCUCAACAAUUAAAGAUAGGAUUAAAGAAGAUGGAAGUAGCAUCUAAUAUAGAGGAACUGAAGUCAGCUGUGCAGUCUCCUGUAGUGAAAUCUGAUUCAACUACUAUAUCUGAUACAGUUCAUCCAUGGGUUAGCUCUACUGAUAUAGGAGCUGUUGAGAAAGUUCCCAUAGAUAAUACAUAUCGACACUUAAUUUUGUUGCUGCCAGAAUCUCUUAUUGAGUGGAGCUACGAAACUUUAGACCAUUUAUUUGUUUCUGUUGAUAACUCAAUAGAUCAUUGGCGUCAGUUUGAGGCUUUAUGGACUGUUGAAUUGAACAGCGUAACAAACCAAUUGAUUAAUUUGAGCCAAUGGCAACUAUUAUUGAGGGACAUGAGAAAUUUAAGAUCAACAUUUAACAUGAGUGACGAUUUGAAGUGGUUUAGCCCCAAAAUAGGUCUUGAAGUCUCUUCUGUUCAGGCUAAAAUAACUAACAAGUAUGACAGCUUAGCUAGGGAAGUAUUACAUCUUUAUGCAACUAAGCUUAAUGAACAACUAUCCAAUUAUUGGACUUCUAUUAAUAGCAUCAAACUUAUGCUGAACAAGCUAGAACCUUUUCUACCUGAAUGGUUAUCAUGGAUAGACAAAAAUUCUUCAAAUCUAUUCUCUAUUACAUUAAAUACAAAUCAAAUUCUAGCUGAAGGUUCUAUAAUGGUCAAUUUACCAAAUAAUGGAAAUUCUUUACAUUCAACAUUGGUGGAAUUAAGCUCUAAGAUUAUCUCAGCUCAGGAAUUUGAUGCAAAGCUAGGUAGUGAUUUACCACUGCUACUAGAUGGGCAAAAAUUUCUGGAAGUUCAACGUUUCACCUUUCCAAAUGAUUGGAUUUGGGCUGAACAGUUUGAGGGUGAAUAUGAAAACACCCACCAACGCCUGGAUCACUGCUUUAGUAUUGUUAUACAGCCAAAUAGACGUAAGAUUGAGACUUACCUUAAGAUGACAGUACAGCUCGUAUUCCAAACCUAUCAAAAUUUACUAAAUGAGUGGACUCAACUUCGAAGUAUUACGUUUGUUAAAGAUCCAUCUAUAAUAUUGGAUCAAAUUACUCUUAUAGAAAAAAAGGUGAAUACUGUCCAUAAAGAUGUAGAUUCAUAUCGUUUAAUUUUCAGGGCCUUUAAAUUCGAUUCAAAUUGGAUAGACUCUGAACUUAAAAAGAUAACAGGAGAUACAUUUGAAGUUGCAAUUAAGGACUUUAAAGAUUUCAAAGAUAUCUGGAGUCAACUGAAUAUAUUCUUUACUACUAUCAAUGGGCUUAAAAGUACUCUUUGGGUUAGUGUUAACCCAAAAACUCUAAAAUCUAAUUUAGAAGAACUAUUAACAAAUAUAAAGUCAAUACCUAUCAAAUAUCGACAAUAUGAUGCUUUUGAUCAAUUGGAAAUGGAUGUGAAAGAUUAUAUGAAGUAUAUGUUAUAUAUUACAAAACUCAAGGUUGAUUUUUUCAAGGAAAGACACUGGAGAAUUCUUCUUAGCAAAGUUAAAUGGCAAGAUAAAAAGACAAGGGUUAGUGUUUUAGAUGGAAGCUUUAAAGCAACUAGAGGAGUUCAAGGAGCUUCUGGAAAAUCUAUUUUAACAUCUGCACCUUCCAAUAUUUCAGUAGAUUCAUCCAUUUCAAUUGUAUCUCCAGGAUCAGCUUCUGGAAACAAAAUUAUUGCACUUUCUUCUAGUAACAGUUCCUCAAUACUCUCAGCAUCAAUUUUAUCUACAUUAACUUUGGGAGAUGUAUGGAGCAUAGAUUUUGAUACUUCAGGAGCUGUAAUAACAGAAAUAAUUAUCAAAGCUCAAGGUGAACAUACUUUGGAAACUUAUUUAUUAAAUAUUAAGGAAAUUUGGACUUCUUUAGAAGUAGAGUUUACCACUCUACCUUCUAACGCAUCUAUAAAAGUUGUCAAGAAUUGGGAUGUCAUAUUAUCCCUUAUAGACGAUCACUUAAGUGCUCUUCAAAAUAUGGCCCUUUCACCUUAUUAUGAGAUCUUUCGAGAAGAAAGUCAAACUUGGGUUGAGAAGUUAACGAGAUUAAGAUCGAUAAUUGAUUUGUGGAUGGAAACUCAAAGACGCUGGAUAUAUUUACAAGGAAUAUUCAUAGCUAGUACAGAUAUUGCCAACCUUCUGCCACAGGAGUAUAACCGAUUUCAUACUGUAGAUCAUGAAGUUCAAGUAAUAUUGAAAAGAUCAUUAAGUAAACCUAAAGUUCUGGAUAUUUUAUCCUUUGAAGGAUUAGUGAAGUCUCUGGAAAGAGUGUCAGACUAUUUAAACAAGAUUCAAAAAGCUUUAGGGGAGUAUUUAGAAAAACAACGAAGUAUGUUUCCACGCUUUUACUUUAUUGGAGAUGAAGACUUACUAGAGAUGAUUGGAAAUGGAAAGGAUGUUACAGUGGCUCAGAGACACUUUAGUAAAAUUUUUGCAGGUAUUUCUUAUCUUGAAUUCUCUAUUAAGGGGAGCGAAAAUAACAUGGAAACUAAUUCAGAUAAUUCAGCUUUUAAACAGUUCAGAGUAAUUGAGUGUAUAAUAACUGGAAUGUUUUCUAAGGAAGGGGAAAAAAUAAGCUUUAAGAAACCCAUUAAUAUUUAUAGUGAUACUUCCCUGGUUGACUGGUUAAAUAAUGUUGUCGUAGCAAUGCAAGAUACACUAAAAGAUCUUAUGAGACAAGCUGUGAGUGAGAUUUCUCAGGAAUUUCCAUGUCCCAUUAAGGAUGAGAAUGAGACCUUGAAUAUGAAACUAUCAAAAAUCUUUUCAAAAUUCCCAGCUCAAGUUUUGCUAGUAGCUUGGAUAACUUGGUGGACUCAAAGGACUGAAGAAAGUUUUGUAUUAAAAAGUACCAAACAACUUUUAGAAAUGAUUCAAGCUAUUCUCUCAGCCUUGACAAAUAUAGUUAGCAAGUUUGAUGAAUCUAAUAGUGAAAAAACAAAAUACAAUGAAAUGAUUGUAGAAUUUGUGCAUCAACGAGAUGUUUUAAUUUACCUAAGUUCUGUGGGAGUUGAUAGCCCUCAAAGUUUUCAUUGGUUACAGUAUAUGAGAAUGUAUUCUAGACGAAUAGAAGGUUUAGACAGCACCUCUACAGACAAGAAAAGUCUAGCUAACACCUUAAUUAACUAUGAUAACUCAAACAGUAAUGAUACCUCUAGCAAUUCCUUAAUUGUUGUUAGUAUAUCAAAUGCAACAUUUCUCUAUGGUUAUGAGUACUUAGGUAUUCCUGAGAAACUAGUUCAAACUCCCUUAACAGAUAGGACAUAUUUAACUUUAACUCAAGCCUUAGAUAUGCGCUUAGGAGGCAACCCAUUUGGUCCUGCUGGUACAGGAAAAACUGAAACGGUAAAAGCACUAGGAAAUCAAAUGGGACGUUUUGUUCUAGUAUUUAACUGCGAUGAAAGAUUCGACUUUACAGCUAUGGGCAGAAUCUUUGUUGGGUUAUGCCAAGUAGGAGCCUGGGGAUGUUUUGAUGAAUUUAAUAGACUACAAGCAAGAAUUCUUUCAGCUGUUUCUGAACAGAUUCUGACAAUUCAGACAGCUCUUUCUAGGCAAAGCAAUACAGUUGAAUUACUUAAUAAAGUAGUUCCAAUGAGUCCUGAUGUUGGGAUUUUUGUAACAAUGAACCCAGGAUAUGCCGGAAGAUCUGAACUCCCAGAUAAUCUUAAACACUUAUUAAGAGAAAUUGCUAUGGUUAUUCCAGAUAAACAAAGAAUAGCUGAAGUAACUCUUUUUGCACAAGGAUUUCAAUAUGGAAACAUCAUUUCUAAACAAAUUGUCACUUUGUUCGAACUUUGUCAAUCUCAAAUGAGUAACCAACCUCAUUAUGACUUUGGUCUACGCUCUAUGAAAUCAGUUUUAAAGUCUGCAGGAAAACUAAAAAGGAGACAAUUAGGGGGAAUACCUGAUCUAGAAACAUGCAAUUCAGAAAUGGGAACUAUGGAUAAAAAAAAUAUUUUACCUAAUGAUCAUCAAAGUGAUGAUAAGACUUCUAAUAUAUUAAAAAGUGAGCAACAGUUAAUUAUCCGCUCUAUAUCAUCCACUUUGCUACCUAAACUUAUAGCUAGAGAUAUCCCUCUAUUAUCAACCUUGUUUCAAGGAGUAUUUCCAUCUGUAUCUACUGAGUCUGUCCAUGAUCUUGUUAUGGAGGAACAGAUUUGUAAUUUUUGCUACCAAAACUCACUAGAACCUAGCCCAAGAUGGAUGGAUAAAGCACUUCAGCUUUAUGAAAUACAAAAAUUAAAUCAUGGUGUAAUGCUUGUAGGGUCUACUGGAACAGGGAAAAGUAGUAUUAGACAGAUCCUUCUGGAUGCGAUGGAUGCUGUAGAGGGAUGUAAAAGUAGUGUUUUUGUUAUAGAUCCUAAAACUAUUGAUAAAGAAAGUCUUUUUGGGAAACUAAAUCCUGUAACUCUGGAGUGGACUGAUGGAAUAUUUACAGCUUUACUUAGAAAAAUUAUUAGUAGUGGUGAUACAAUGGGAGCAGGUGGAACAGCAUCUUCCAUUAUACCUUUAACUACCCCCUCCACCUUGAUAGACAGUUCUACUUCCCCUAAUAAACGAUAUUGGAUAGUAUUUGAUGGUGAUGUUGACCCAGAAUGGGCUGAAAACUUAAACUCUGUAUUGGAUGAUAACAAAAUUCUUACACUUCCUAAUGGUGAGCGUUUAGAGUUACCAAAUUGUGUUCGAAUUAUAUUUGAAGUUCAUACUCUAGCUACUGCAACUUUAGCUACAGUUUCACGCUGUGGUAUGAUUUGGUUUAGCGAAGAUAUAAUAACAGAUGAAAUGUAUUUUAAAUCUUACCUAUACAAAACUAUUAAGACAGUUUUGAAUAAUAAAAUCUUAUCAUCUCCACCUUCAGCACUCGGAAUAUCUGGAGUGCCUGGGUCUAUAUCUGAAGUGGGAUACUCUUCCACUGCUACUUCAGCUGUAAAUUCACUAUCUUUAUCUAAUGGUGAUCAAGUUCAGGAAAUGGAUAUAGAGACCUUAGUUAGAAACAAGGCGUUUACAAUAUGGUCCUCACUACUUAUAGGAACUAAAAAAGGUGAUUCAGAUGGGAAUACUGGAGCUUCUACUUUUUUUGGAUCAAAAUGUUUGACACUAGCAUCUAAUUUCCCUCAUGUAAUGACCUUUACACGAAUAAGAGUGAUAGGAAAUAUGUUUUCUCUAUUAAACUAUGGAGUUAAACUUAUUUUGGAACAAUAUGAAUCAAAUAACACUGGAUUUGAUAUCUCUUCAUCUACUCUAUUUUUCAAUAAUUGGCUUAUUUGGAGUAUUAUUUGGGGUUUUUCAUCAAGUAUGAAUUUAGCUGACAGAAUUGCAUAUACUAGAGAACUAGCAAAACUUGUAACAUUUACAGAUUUACCACAAGAUCUUGUGAAUAAUGAAGAUAUUGAUACUUCAUUAUUGGAUUAUGGAGUACUUGUGCAUUCGGGCUCUUGGCAACGUUGGUCACAUGAUCUAGAUAAAAAAGUGGUUGAAGUAUCCUUGAGUCAGGUUUUAGAUUCUAGUAUUAUUAUAGAAACUGUUGAUACUUUAAGACACUAUCAUAUUCUACAUGCUUGGAUAAAUGGACAUUUACCAGCCAUUCUAUGUGGUCCUCCUGGAAGUGGUAAGACUAUGACCCUAUCUUCUGUCCUAAGGAAUAUGUCAGAUGUAGACGUUGUGUCCCUAAAUUUUUCAUCAGCUACAACUCCAGAAAUUCUCAUCAAAACUUUAGAUCACUACUGUGAAUUUGUGAAAGCUCCAAAAGGCUGGAUUUGUAGACCCGUAGUACCAAAUAAAUGGCUUGUUGUUUUCUGUGACGAAUGUAAUCUCCCAGAGCCUGAUCAAUAUGGUACUCAGAGAGUUAUAAUGUUUAUAAGGCAAUUAGUCGAGUCGCAUGGAUAUUGGAAAAAAGAUGGAUCGCAGUGGAAUUUUGUGACUCUAGAAAGAAUUCAGUUUGUAGGGGCAUGUAAUCCUCCAACAGAUACUGGAAGACAUCCUCUAUCUGAUCGAUUUCUUAGACAUUCUCCAGUACUUUUUGUGGAUUUCCCAGGUACAAAGUCACUUAAACAAAUAUACUCUGUCUUUAAUAGGGCUAUUCUCAAGCCUUUCCCAACUCUGUAUGAACAUUCUGAGGCUUUAACUUCACUAAUGGUAGACAUUUAUGAUCUUUCUGAAAAGACACUUACUGUGGAUCUCCAAUCUCAUUAUAUUUACUCUCCUCGAGACUUAACUAGAUGGAAAAUUUCCUUGUACUCAGGGAUCCAUGGUAAAGGACAAACAUCUUUGACCGAGAAAGUAUCAGCGAAUGAAAGUCACGGAGACUCUUAUUCUUCAAUUAGCUAUUCCUCUCUAUCACCCAAUUUAAUUGAGCAAAUAAAAGAGCUUAAAUCUAAGAAUCAAGAAUUCGAUUUAAGAUAUCUACUAAGACUAGUACUUUAUGAGGGAGAGAGGAUUUUCCAAGAUCGACUAGUUGAAGAAUCUGAGAGAGAAUGGUCUCAAAAAAUGAUGAAUAGCUUGAUAAUAAAGUACUUCCCUAAUAUAUCAAAGGAAGACUUAAAACGUCCUUUGUUAUUCACAAGUUUAGUAACUUCUGUAUGUCAAGAAGUGCCAAGAUCCACGAUUUGUGAAUUCUUACAAGAGAAACUCUGCGCUUUUUAUGAAGAACAAGGAUUUUCACGACUGGUUCUAUUUGAUGAAUUCCUAGAUAACAUUAAUCGAGUAGAUCGAGUUUUAAGACAACCUUUUGGUCAUUUACUUUUAAUAGGACCUCCAGGAUGUGGGAAAACCUUGUUGGCUAAUUUAGUAUCAUGGUUAAAUGGAUUGCAUGUUUUUACUAUUAAACCAGGACGUAAAUACGACAUAUUUGCAUUUGAAGCUGACUUGCGUCUUGUAAUGAAGAGAGCAGCUAUUAAAGGUGAGAAGUUGACGUUUAUAUUUGAAGAAUCUCACGCUUUAGGACCUGCAUUUAUUGAAAGAAUGAAUGCUUUAUUAGCCUCUGGAGAAGUACCAGGGUUAUUUCAAGGAGAUGAGUAUACUCAAUUGUUAAAUGAAUGCAGAGCAGCUUAUGGAGCUUCUGUGUCUAUUUCUGUGGAUGAAAGCAAUGAAUUAUUCCUUAAAUUCACGAAACUUGUACAGGAGAAUUUGCACAUUGUUUUUACUUUAAAUCCUGCAAAUCCCAACUUUAAGGAAACUCAAUCACUAUCUCCUGCUCUGUUUAAUCGUUGUAUAGUAAACUGGAUGGGGAGAUUAACUAAUUCAGCCUUAAAUCAAAUUGCUAGGUCAUUUCUCAACUUUGGACCUAAUUCUGAAUCUAAUUUAGGAGAUACAGCAUUACCUACACUUACAGAUACAGAUGUAACUCCUGAAACAUCAAUAAUUGACAUUGAUCCCAGUAUAUUGACUAUUGAAAGAAUUCCUACAAGCUGUAUGCCUUCAAUAGAAAAUAACGAAGACCGUAUCUCUGCUAUUACACAAUGUAUAGUAGAUUUAUUUUUAGCGGAAUUAGACAAAUUUAAUAAUCAAUCAAGUAUUAGUUCCCAUAGAAAAAAAAAUCCCAGUUAUCACUCUACUGUAUUAAACUUGUCACAUCAAGUAUCUCAAAGAACUCCAAGAGACUUCUUCGAUUUUUUGAAACAUAUUCUGAAAUUAUACAAAGAGAAGAAUGACUCAUUAUUGGAACAGCAGCAACAUUUAUCCUCUGGCUUAGAAACUCUACAUAGUACUGAGAUCCAAGUUGCAAAUUUACAGAAGGAUCUAGGAGAAAAAGAACAAACCCUUAUCAAGAAGAAUUCGGAAGCUGAGCAGAAAAUGCUCUUGAUGGUAAAGGAACAAGGAGAAGCUGAAGAUAAAAAGAAGACAACAGAAGUUCUGGCAAAAUCUUUGGAUGAGCAACAAGUUGUAAUUGCAGAACGUUCUAAUGAAGUUGAAAAUCAACUAAAAGUAGUUGAACCUAUUUUAAGAGAGGCAAAAAAUGCCGUUUCGAAUAUUCCUAAAAAAAAUCUGGAUGAGCUUAGAUCAAUGGCUAAUCCUCCUAGUUUAGUUAAGAUGACAAUAGAUGCAGUAGCUAUACUCUUAACAAACAACUUUAAUAAGCCACAAGUUUGGGAGGAAAGUCGCAAAGUCCUAAAGAGUGCAGAUUUUAUUAGUAGAGUAAUAAAUUUUGAUAGUACUGCAGUAACUAGUAAGACAAUCCAAAGGUUACAUAAGGAAUAUCUAGAUACUCCCGAGUGGGAUACUGAAAAAAUUAACAGAGCUAGUCAUGCAGCUGGUCCUUUAUCAUCUUGGGUAUCUAGUAUCCUUGAAUUUUCAACAAUUAAUGAAAAAGUAGGGCCAUUAAAACAAGAAAUCAGUAAUUUAGAAAAGAGUAAAGUUGAAAAUGAACAGAAUCUUGCAGCAGCUCAGAAAUUACUUAAAGAACUUCAAGAGCGUAUUGAUACUUAUAAGAAAGAAUAUGCAGAGUUAAUAUCUGAAGUUCAAUCUAUAAAGCGUGAGAAGGAAUUAGUUACAAACAAAGUAGAAAGAAGCAUUAAACUUCUAGGAAAUUUAACUACAGAACAAGAUAGGUGGCGUAAGACAAAAGAAGGAUUUCAGACAGAGUUGUCUAAUAUAAUGGGUGAUUGUUUACUUGCUUCGGCUUUCAUAUGCUUUGCUGGGGGUUUAGAUCAAAUUCAGAGAUCACAAAUGAUUUCAAUAUGGAGAGGAAUUAUGGAUGACUAUCAUUUAUCUCAUACAAAAGCUACGAACUUUAAAAUUAUUGACUUUCUUUCAAAACCUAGCGAGAGACUCAUAUGGCAAAGUUUCAAUCUAUCAAAUGAUGAUUUGUCUGUAGAAAAUGCUAUAAUACUCAAAAGACACAUUAGAUAUCCACUAAUUAUUGAUCCUUCAGGACAUGCAACUUCUUUUUUGGCUGAAUUUAGCAAUGCAGGAGGAUUCAAGGGAAUAGCAGGAUCUACAUCAGGAACUGGAAAAUCGGCUAAGACUUCAGUUACAACUUCAGGAUCAGGAACAAGAUUUGGAUCUUCAAGUGGAACUUCAAAUGUGACAUUGCGUCAAAGUGCAGCAUCAAAAUUGCAAUCUACAACUUUUAGAGACCCAAACUUUCCUAAAUUACUGGAAUCUGCACUUCGAUUUGGGUCUUCUCUAAUUAUCCAAGAUAUAACUUCUUCUUUAGAUCCGCUAAUAUACAAUGUUUUGAAUCAGGAAACUCACAAUCAUGGAGGCCGAACUCUGAUAACUGUAGGUGAUAAUGAUGUCGAUUUUUCACCUCAAUUUAAUAUGUACUUGACAACACAGGAUCCUACUAUUCAAUUUGGUCCGGAUAUAACCAGUAGGGUCACGAUGGUAAAUUUUACGGUAACUCCCUCGUCACUAUUCGAACAAUGUAGAAAUUUAAUACUCAAACAUUUGAGACCAGAUAUUGAUAAAAAAAGAAGUGAUCUAUUAAAAUUACAUGGGGAAUAUCGUGUACAGCUCCGUGAAUGUGAAGAUAACUUGUUGUUGGCUCUAUCUAAUGUACAUGGGAACAUUCUGGAAGAUGAAAAUAUUAUCAAUACUCUUGAAGUUUUAAAGAAAAAGGCUCAGGAUAUUCAAACUGAGACUCUAAAAAUGGAGUCUACGAUGCAACAUAUUGAUCAAGUUCUGAGUCACUAUCUACCUCUAUCUCUUAUUGCUACAAGAAUAUUCUUUACACUUCAACAUCUACCAGCUAUUUGUUCAUUCUAUCAAUUUGAUCUAAACUUUUUUUAUAGAAUUCUAUUCACAAUUCUAGAAAAGGGUGAAGUAGUAAACAAAAAAUCUACAUCUGAAGUUAUUGAAAAUCCCGAAGAAACAUCUAUUAUUGAAGAUUUCGAGCUAGAUAUAUCCUCACAGAAAGAGAUCAUUUUGAGACUUUUGAAAGAAGCUUUUGACCGUGUUUCUCAAGGUUUGCUUUAUAAUGACAGAAUGGUUUUGGGUGUUCAUUUAUUAAGGAUUUAUAUAGAAUCUUUCUACAAAGUUUCUCUAGAUGAAACUCUUGGUAAAGAGAUAGAUAUAUUAACAAAGGUAUUUGGAAUCUUGUCAACUUCAUCUAAGAAAAAUAGUGACUUAGGUACAGAAGAAGAAAAGAAAACACUAAAAGAUGACUCAAUUAUGAGCGAAAUUCCGAAAUCAUUACCUUUAGAUAGAGAUCAAAUACGUCAACUCAAUCACAUAAUUUCAUUUUUACCGUCAUUUUCCAAUAUACCAAAGUCAAUGAACGAGAAUACAAGUCAGUGGAUUCAGUUGUUAAAUUCAAAUGAACCUGAAGUUUUCUUAAAUAGCAAUUUCAAAGACUUAUGGCCAGUUGAAUCCAAAUCUGAUGAACAUUUAGUAUCAACUGUUCAAUUAUUUAAAGAGGGAAUUCUAAACUGUUUACUUCUUAAGCUAAUACGUCCUGAUCGUCUAUUAAUGGCUUUUAAUAUUUUAAUAUCUUCAAUUUUAGGUCCAAGUUUUACUCAGAGCCAUGAACUAACAAAAGAUGUACUUAAUAACAUAGUAAAUAGUCAAGUUAAUGAAUCUACUCCGAUACUAUUUGUGACAUCCCCAGGAUUUGAUUCAUCUCAGAUUGUGACCCAAGUAGCUAAGGAGAACAACGUAAAAAUUACAUCAAUUGCAAUAGGUUCUUCAGAAAGUGCAAUGAAAGCUGAUGAGACAAUCACAAAAGCUAUACAACAGGGAACUUGGGUAUUAUUGAAAAAUAUCCAUUUAUCUACUGGUUCUUUAGAUAAAUUGGAACAGCAAUUGCAGAAUCGCCAAUCAGCUCCAAAUAAAAACUUUAGAUUGUUUAUGUCUACUGAGUUGCCUAAGCAUCAAAUUUACGGUAAGAAAUCAAUUAAUGACGCAUCUUUUAAUACGUGUGCGAAUUCAAAUAAAGAAUCCGCCUUGGGAGUACCUUUGAAUUUGAUAAGAGUAUCAACAACAAUUGUUUUGGAGUCUCCUGUUGGUCUUAAAGCAGCUUUACAAAGGGCCAAUACAAUUACAAUUAGAUGUUUAGAAGGGGAACAGCAGUCUGAUGAUGCACUAUUAAAUACAUCAAUUAAACAAUCUGCACCACUACUAGUAAUUAAACUUCGUUUAUACUUUUUGGUAGCAUUUCUACAUGCAGUUAUACUCGAAAGAAAACGUUAUAGCCCUUUGGGCUGGACAAAGUUCUAUAACUUUAGUGAAGCAGAUCUUCAGUGUUCCCUUAGCAUUAUUAAUACAUGGGUAACUGAGAUACAAAUGAACGAUCCGGAACAAAUACCUUGGGGGGCAAUAAGGGAACUUAUAUAUCAAGUGUCAUAUGGUGGAAGACUAGACAAUGUUGUUGAUAAACAAAUACUGCAAAUUCUUAUUAGUGAAAUAUUAUCUUCAAAGUCUUUUGAAGAUAAUUUCCAACUUAUUUCAUCUACUUCUAAUUGGUCUAAGUUAUACAAGUCUGAAAAAUUAGCUUUAACAAAUCUUAUUGCUCCUGAUACAGCAAAAAAUCCCCAAGUAUAUCUAGAUUGGAUUGAAAAUCUGCCGAGUACAAACUUACCAACUUGGCUUGGUCUGUCACCAUUAGCUGAAAAUGUUAUUUUAGCUCAAAAAGGUUUGUUAAUGAGUACAAAUUGGCAUAAGCUUAUUGUUAAGGCUAGAAAUGAAACACCAGAUCUGCUUCCAAAUUCACAAAUAUUAUUUGGAAAUUCUCAAGAUGUUUCACAACAGAAUUACCUGAACUAUGAUGAAAGUUCUUUUGAUAUAAAUCUUUCUGAAGAAUCAGAAAUAUCAAGAGAUUUAUCUGAGAGUGAACUUGAAAACUCAUUUACUAGCCAACCUACAACAGGUUUACCAUCAUGGCUGUUUGGAGUUCAAGAUAAGCUUGAAAAUAUUUUAAAGCAUUUGUUACCAUUUUCAAAGUGUAUUCUUGAAAUUAUUCCGAAACUUACAGCUGAAUCUCAACAAGUAGAUGCAAUUAGUAGAUUUUAUAUUUCUGAAUUCAGGUCAUGCUUAAGUGGAUAUAAACAAAUUUGGCAAGAUAUACAAGAGUUAAAAAGUGUAUUUAAUGGAAUAUCUAAGUUGACGAAUAAUUUACGUGGUAUUGGACUAGAUCUACAAUCAGAUUUAGUACCAAGUGUCUGGUUUGAUCUAUUUCCCUUGCCUGCAUCCUCUAUAGACUUAUGGAUUGCGGAUUUAUCUAAGAGAUUAGCUCAAUACUGUAUAUUAGUAUACCAGUUGAGAUCAAAAAUUCCUUUAAAAAGUGGAGAUAUAAAUGCUAUAGAUGAAAUUAAAAAUACUGGUGAUGCAAAUUUAGAACUAUUUUCUUCAAUAGUUUUGACUAUAACUCCUGCAAUUAAGUGUAUAGAAAUGAAAGCAGUUUGGCUUGGAGGAUUUUAUGAUCCUGAAGCCUUUUUUACAGCUAGCAAACAAUAUGCUGCAAAAUUAUUAGAUUGUAGUCUCAAUGAUGUGGUUCCAAAAGUUACAGUUUUUGAUGAUAAUUAUUCAGCAUCUGAAUCUAAUUCUGAAUGUAGCUUUACAAUUGGAGGGAUUACAGCUACUGCUAUUGAGUGGAAUUCAGUAUCCAGAAUAUUUGAACUUAGUGUAAAUAGAGCAACCUAUGAGAUUCCCCCAAUUAGACUAGAAUGGGUUAAACAAUCUGAAAAUAAUUUUAUUUAUAGUGAUAAAAUAGAUGAUAAUGAAUAUCAAUUGAACUUACUACCUCAAAAUCCUUUGGAUGACACAAUAAGUAUACCAGUAUAUAAAGAUUCAUUUAGGGAUGAAAUAUUGAUAUGGCUUAGUGUUCCUGCAAAUAAAGGGGAAAAUAUCCAACAAUGGAGAUUAGCUGGAACAUCAUUAAUACUUUGGAAGGAGUAA
This is a messenger RNA of Cryptosporidium muris RN66, 16041 nucleotides long. RefSeq names its product dynein heavy chain family protein. NCBI's taxonomy places the organism in Eukaryota, Apicomplexa, Conoidasida, Eucoccidiorida, Cryptosporidiidae. Gene Ontology annotation, molecular function: dynein light intermediate chain binding; ATP binding; minus-end-directed microtubule motor activity. Gene Ontology annotation, cellular component: dynein complex. The record is from RefSeq and is a predicted model, not a curated record. The transcript has a single exon. Gene Ontology annotation, biological process: microtubule-based movement. Bases 1 to 16041 code for a protein of 5346 amino acids.